UCAGUCGCUGUCAGUUUUUGAAUGGCAUUGGUUUAGUUUUUAGGUUAGAUAUUUGAAUAGUUUAAAAAUGAAAUUAAUAAAAAAAAUGAUUUUGGGAUUUUUCUACUUAAUUUUGUACUUUUAAGUAAAUGUGUCUAAAAAAGUAGACAUUAAAGUUUUAAUAAAAGAUCUCAUUGGAAAUAUAUAAUUUACAAUGCAAGCUUUAGGCCUUACCUGGAGAAGGAUUGCAAGCAAUUUACGAAGUCUUGGUGUUGCUACUGGUGCAAGAAAAGUAGUCAAUGUUGCCUUUAGUGACAAAUAUUUACUAUACACAAAUGUUACAAUUUCCGUAACUUUAUCAUCUUUAGGUGACAUUAUGGAACAAACUUAUGAAAUAUACACUAAGGAACAAGAUAAAUAUAAUGCUAAAAGAACCAUGCACAUGGCUUUUUCCGGUGCUGCGGUAGGUGUUUUAUGCCAUCACUGGUAUAAAAUUUUAGACAAAUUUAUAAUAGGUAAAACAUUUGACAUGGUAGCAAAGAAGUUAUUACUUGACCAAUUAAUAUUUUCACCAAUUAUGAUUGUGACAUUUUUCGGUAGUUUGGCGCUAUUUGAAAAAGACCCUGUGGGUAACUUUAAAGAAGAAGUCAGAGACAAGUUUGUUACAUUGUAUCACGCCGAGUGGUUAGUAUGGCCCCCAGCGCAGAUUAUCAACUUUUAUUUCUUACCAACUAAAUAUAGAGUUUUGUAUGAUAAUACAAUAUCUUUAGGAUAUGAUGUUUAUACUUCACAAGUUAAACAUAAAAAAACAAUAAAAAUUCCCCCACAGGAUUCAAAAUCGUCAUGACAGGGAUUAAUAAAUGAUGUUACAUUCAAUACAAUUUAUUUCACAUAGCACACCAAACCUAUUGUACAUAUCAAUUAUAAUAUAAAAUAUUAUUUAAACAGUUCUAUCAUCCAUAAAGCUUGGCUGUGAUUGUUGUAUUUGAGUAAAUACUAUUUUGUUAAACAUUGUUAUUAUAUGAUAAUUAUAAAUUAUUAUAUAAAACUG
Vanessa atalanta (red admiral) is the source of this 1030-nucleotide messenger RNA. RefSeq names its product mpv17-like protein 2. Bases 194 to 826 code for a protein of 210 amino acids. The transcript is spliced from 2 exons. Gene Ontology annotation, cellular component: cytoplasm; membrane. NCBI's taxonomy places the organism in Eukaryota, Metazoa, Arthropoda, Insecta, Lepidoptera, Nymphalidae. Gene Ontology annotation, biological process: mitochondrial ribosome assembly. The record is from RefSeq and is a predicted model, not a curated record.